Messenger RNA from Python bivittatus (Burmese python), 1471 nucleotides. RefSeq names its product angiotensin II receptor associated protein (gene AGTRAP). Gene Ontology annotation, cellular component: plasma membrane. Gene Ontology annotation, biological process: regulation of blood pressure; angiotensin-activated signaling pathway. NCBI's taxonomy places the organism in Eukaryota, Metazoa, Chordata, Lepidosauria, Squamata, Pythonidae. The record is from RefSeq and is a predicted model, not a curated record.
CCUGAAGGCUUGGGCAAAGGCUGAGGGAGGGUUAUCUCUGCCUUGGUUUGUUUAGAGGCUCUGCCAGAAGCUGGCCCCAAGGAAAUUGUUAACUCAGCGGGCCAUCUUGGGAUCUUAUCAUCUACAGAAGUUGCACAAUUGCCUAAAGCCGCUGGAAUCCCUCCACCCAUCCCCGGCCCGUUUCCUUCUGGGUGUGUGGAAAGAGAGAAUUGAGUCAUUUGUUUUGAAAGGGAUGGCUCAGAGGGAGCACAAGCGAAGCGUGACGUCAGGAAGCACGGAAAACCUCAGAAACGGGCCGGAUUCUUUUUACCUGCCUUGGGUGCAGAAGGGUGAUUCCAAGGGCGUGGGCCAGGUUCUCCUUCCUUCCUCGUUCCAGGCUAUCGUCCUGGUUCACUGGCUGCUGACGAUAUGGGGCUGCAUGUACCCCUGGCUGCCCAACACCUACGCCUGGAGCAACUUCACCAUCCUCGCCCUGGGCGUCUGGGCAAUUGCUGAGCGGGACUCGGUGGACGCCAUCUUCAUGUUCCUCGUGGGCUUGCUCCUCACCAUCCUGACGGACAUCGUCCACAUCAGCCUCUACUACCAGCACUCGGAGAAGUGGCUGACGGACACCACGCGCUUCUGCACCGGCAUGGCCAUCUUCAGCCUCCUCCUCAAGCCCCUGUCUUGCUUCUUCGCCUACCAGAUGUACCGCGAGCGGGGCGGGGAGUACGCCCUGAACCUAGGUGUGCUUGGCGUCAGCCAGGAUACCAGUGCCUACCAGUCUAUCGACACGCCUGACCCGCCACGCCCGUACCCCGGCGUGGACAGCAAGGCCGCCCAGCCGCCCCCUUACUGAUGCCCUCUUGGGGAGCUGAAGCCGCCGGCCCCUCUCCUUUGGAAAGGACCCCUUUCUCCCGGGGGGCCGUUCCCGCUGGAGGAGAAGUUUUUUUCUGUGAAAAUGUCAGGUGGCAUUUAAGAAUUCUGCAAAAAUUCUGUGGCGCACUCCGACCCAGCUCACAUCUGCCAGCAGCUUGGAAAAUUGGUGUUUUAAAGCGUGAACGUCCCGGGGGUCUCUCUCUUCUUCCCCUGCCUCGUGGGGGAAGUUGCUGAUGGCUUCUAAAUCGGUGCGAAUGCCUCUGUUAAAGGGGAGGACGCUCCACCCUGGCCUUCUUUGCACAGACUUAGCUCCCUCGAAAAGGUGUGCUUGUCAAGAGGCGACAGGCGCACGGUUCAAGCACAGCUCUUCUGCAGGGGCAUCCAGCGCUGGCUCGGGGAAUUCCUGGCCAACCUGGCCUGGCUGAUGUUUGCAGAAGACGGUGGUUGGAAGAAUGGCUGAGGAUAGCUGCAGGAGGCGGCGAACCUGUCCUCAAUCCACUGCCCUUUUCUUCCCAGGAACCGCUACAGUGCCUUCCCACUCUUUUCCCUGGGGCUCGAUUUCCAGGGCGCCUGAGAAUUAAAGAUGGUUUUUAAUAAAAUGUUUCUCAAUCAA